This is a messenger RNA of Protomyces lactucae-debilis, 1445 nucleotides long. Its product is annotated as aspartate-semialdehyde dehydrogenase. The record is from RefSeq and is a predicted model, not a curated record. The coding region runs from base 354 to 1427 and encodes 357 amino acids. Lineage: Eukaryota; Fungi; Ascomycota; Taphrinomycetes; Taphrinales; Protomycetaceae. Gene Ontology annotation, biological process: L-threonine biosynthetic process. Gene Ontology annotation, molecular function: protein dimerization activity; NADP binding; NAD binding. The transcript has a single exon.
AAGACGGAGAAGCGUCCCUCCCUAGGCAAUGUUGCGCAUGGCUCUAGAGACUAGACUGGACUCCGGAGAGGCCGAGAGCCAUGUGUCCAUGCGGUGCAGCAUUCUGAGCAAAUACAUUUGAGGAAGUCCCGGGUGUAAUUGCUCGAAGCCUGAGGAGGGGGGCCUCAGUGUCAGACAGUGUCAGUCUGUCAUGACCUGAGGCGUGUCAGAGGAGCACGUGAUUGAAUCAUCAGCCAAAAUUAUUGAAGUUGAACGUUAACAGAUCUAGAUGGCAACUUCGACAACCACUAUUCAAGGGAAGCUGUCCUUGUGUGAGUUUUAUCAAGGAAGCUAGGAGGAAGCAAGAGCUCAAGAUGUCGAAGACAUACAAUGUUGGCAUCCUCGGGGCCACCGGCACAGUCGGCCAGCGUUUCAUCACUCUCCUUAAGACGCAUCCCUUUCUCAAGAUCCACCGGCUAGGCGCAUCCAGCCGUAGUGCAGGCAAAACGUACCUCAAGGCCACAAAGUGGAAGCAAUCGACGCCCUGUCAUGAUGGUGUGAAGGAGAUGGUGAUUCAACCGUGUUCACCAGAACACUUUGAAGGGUGCCACAUCAUCUUUUCUGGCCUGGAUGCCGAUGUCGCUGGAGAGAUUGAAGCUGCCUUUCGUAAGGCAGACUUUAAGAUCUUUUCCAAUGCAAAGAACUAUAGACGAGAUCCGCUCGUGCCGCUGCUGGUGCCAACUGCCAAUCCAGCACAUCUUCAACUCAUUCGACAACAGCAAAAGGAGACGGGAGCAGGCGGCUUCAUUGUCACCAACUCCAACUGUUCUACAGCAGGUAUGGUUGUUCCCCUAGCUGCUAUCCAGGCAGCAUUCCCUGGUUUGAUGGAUAGUGUGGAUGUCGUCACACUACAAGCCAUUUCAGGCGGCGGCUACCCAGGUGUUCCGUCUCUCGAUAUCCUUGACAAUGUCGUCCCCUUCAUCUCUGGCGAAGAGGAAAAGAUGGAAUGGGAAACUGGUAAGAUCCUGGGACACUAUGCUGAACCGUCCAUUCAGCAUGCGGAGAUGAGUGUGAGUGCGAGUUGUAAUCGCGUUGCAGUGAUUGAUGGACAUCUUGGUUGUGUGACGAUUCGAUACGCUAAAGAAGCUGCCCUGCCGUCUGUCGCAGAGAUUGUUGCUGCGAUGGAGGCGUGGAUGCCUUUACAGCAGAGCGACGCAUUGCCCAGUGCGCCCAAGAAGGCCAUUUUUGUGCAUCAAGAUGAAGAUAGGCCACAACCGCGCUUGGACAGGGAACUAGAAGGUGGGUAUGCUGUGAGCGUUGGCCGUGUCCGGGAGCUUCCUGGAGGCCGCGGUGUCAAGUUCAUUUGUCUGGUUCACAACACGGUACUCGGUGCAGCUGGCAUGGGUAUUCUCAAUGCGGAGCUUGCCAUUCAGCAUGGAUUCAUCUAGACACUCUACAUGGCUAUA